AGGAGCCGUAGAAGAAGAAGCUGUCAGCGGGGAGGAAACACUUUUUCUCUUUUCUUUUUGUCUCUAGACGCUCCAGGCUCCUCAGCGGAAUGCAGUCGCUGUUGUGAAAUCUUGUGUUCCUCCUCCAAACCGCCAGAAAAACCGGACCGGCCUCCUGCUCUCUUCCCUCGGGUCGCUCGGCGGUUCCUUCCCGGCGUUUCUUCCGUUGCCUGACCGGUGCAGCCCGCAGAGAUGUCCGACAACGGCGGCUCGGCUGUCGGCCUGCUGUCCUACGAGACGCUGGUUCACGCUGUGGCGGGAGCGAUGGGCAGUGUGACAGCCAUGACCGUCUUCUUCCCCCUGGACACCGCUAAGAGCCGGCUGCAGGUGGAUGAGAAACGGAAAUCUAACUCGACCCCCAUCAUCCUGGCUGAGAUAGCAAAAGAAGAAGGCCUUCUGUCUCUGUACAGAGGCUGGUUCCCAGUCAUCUCCAGCCUCUGCUGCUCCAACUUCGUCUACUUCUACACCUUCAACACGCUGAAGAGGCUGGCACCAUCCAGACCAGGCAUGUCCAGACCUGGCAGAGACCUGCUCAUAGGAAUCGUAUCAGGAGUCGUGAACGUUCUCACCACCACUCCCAUGUGGGUGGUCAACACCCGCCUGAAGCUGCAGGGGGUGAAGUUCAGAAACGAGGACCUCCAUCAGACCCAGUACAGAGGCAUAUUUGACGCUUUCUCUCAGAUCAUCGCCAACGAAGGAGUGGGAACUCUGUGGAACGGCACUCUGCCUUCCCUCAUCCUCGUCCUCAACCCGGCGGUUCAGUUCAUGUUUUAUGAGGCCAUGAAGAGGAAGGCGGGCAGAGGAGGGAGGAAGAUAUCCUCAGCAGAGAUCUUCCUCAUCGGAGCCAUAGCCAAAGCCAUCGCUACCACUGCAACGUAUCCUCUUCAGACAGUUCAGGCCAUCCUCAGGUUCGGUCAGUACAAAGGUGACGGCAAGGGAGGCGUCAUUGGAAGUCUCUCCAACGUUCUGUUCCUGCUGAUGGACAGAAUCAAGAGACACGGAGUUCUUGGUCUGUACAAAGGCCUGGAGGCCAAGCUGCUGCAGACGGUGCUGACGGCCGCCCUCAUGUUCGUCGUGUACGAGAAGAUCACUGCUGCUACCUUCAAGGUCAUGGGCCUCAGCAGGAAGCUGAAGCGCUGAAAACUCCUACUUGAAACACCAUCGGUGCACAUAUCAUGAGGAAAAAGCUAGGAUUUGUUUCAACCGCGUCCAUGUUGUAGUAGGAGUUGAGAUUGGUGCCUUUAGGGCCAAAAAUUCACCAGAGGUGGGUUUAAUUCUCCAGAUACCCCCUCGUUCUUAACAUUUAAGUGAUUCUCUGUGUGUGUGUGUGUGUGUGUGUGUGUGUGUGUGUGUGUGUGUGUGUGUGUGUGUGUGUGUGUGUGUGUGUGUGUGUGUGUGUGUGUGUGUGUGUGUGUGUGUGUGUGUGUGUGUGUGCAGGUUUCCUCCACUGGGAAUCUCCUGCUUUCAGUAAGUUUUAUUUUCCUGUCAGAAGUUUGUCGGAUGCAGCAGUAAAGUGGCACCAAUCCUGAAAUGCUCAUCUGAGAGGCAAAACGAAUGUUCUUUUUCAGUUCCACUUGCUGGAAAAACCUGCCUGCAGCUGAUGUCUUGGUGUUAAAUUUAGCAAACAGGUUUUAAAAUUAUUUGGGCAAAAGGAUCAAAGUGUUAAAGCAAAAGUUUGACAUUUUGAUAAAAACGGUCAUUUGCUCUCUUAACUCUUUGAUGCACAACAUGGGUCAAAAGAUACCCAUUUUCCAUUAAAUAUGGGUCACUUUUGACCCAUGUUAUGCAUCAAAGGGUAAAAGAUUUUUACAGUUGUCAUGUUCACAAAGUAGCCAGGUUAGCAUAAAGAAGACUAGAAACGGGAGCUCAACCGUCUUGAUUAAACUAAAUCUGCCAUCCAGAGCUCAGUAAAUAACACGCAGCUUCUUUAGUUUAGCUAGCUCAGGAUUAAACAUGUUGUUAUUAAGCUUUAAAGAUGCUGCUGGGCAGAUUUAGCUGCGUUAAGUUUAGCUUUAGCCUCUGUGCUAUGCUAAUUUAGCAGUGGUUCUGUAUUUAACUGCUACAGGUGAGAUUGUUUUUGAUCUUCACGUCAGUAUUUUACAGUAGAAUUGAAAGUGCAGAGUUUUUUCUGCAUCGAGGACGAAUUUCUUUGAAACACACUCACUGAAGUGUGUAGUUACUGAAAAAAACUCCGAAGUGUCGUCUUUCACAAAAUGUCAAACUUUUACUUUAUUAACAGGAUUAUGCAGUUUUUGAGACCAAUAUUUGAGCGUCGCCUUAAUCUCAGACACCAGACCAUCCUUCAUGUGCACUUUUGUUUUACUUUAAAUUUCUAAAAUUACUGUUUUUAUGUUCUUACUUAAGGUGUCAUUAUUACACACAAACUAGCAGUGAAGAAGCGAGCAGGGGAAUGACAAAGUCUCCUUUUCAGAAAGAUUUUAACAGUUGUAUUAUGUCUAAAAUGAAUAGAAUCCCUUUGAGAAUUAACUUGCAUUAAGAGUUUGUUGGACUUACUGCUGUAGGUACUAAGUGCCUCUAAAUUUAUACCAUGAAAUUAUGUGAUGACUGUUGAUUUACACAGAGUUCUGCCAGUAUACACACACGUUCUGUCACAUAGGAGUCUUCCAUUAUUUAUAUCACCGUGAAUUGUCUCUGUUUCGUUAAAUGGACGUCGACGCUGCCUUCGACCUCGCUGACGUUGGAUUCGCUCCUUUUGCUGCUAUUGAAACUCAGCUCACCUGUAAUUGUGUCUCUGUAGCACUGAUCGAGGUAGAAAUGACAGAUUUCAGCUGGUAAAUAUGUCACUGUAUGUUAAACAGCAGCAAAAGUAGCGACACGUGACAAAAAAAAGUCAAACUGUGGGUAUUAAUCACUUAUUCACUCCACAUGUUUACAUUAAAAUACUGUCAUCUUCACUUUUUUUAACGUUUUCUUUUCUAAUUUUGUUUAAGUUGCAGUAACACUGUUUUGGGAUUUAAAUUAUUGUUAUAACUAGGGAACAAUAAAGUCUGAGGAACAACA
Molecule: messenger RNA, 3060 nt
Organism: Amphiprion ocellaris (clown anemonefish)
Lineage: Eukaryota; Metazoa; Chordata; Actinopteri; Pomacentridae
Gene: slc25a17l
Product: solute carrier family 25 member 17-like
Exons: 9
Coding region: 232-1179 (315 amino acids)
Cellular component (GO): peroxisomal membrane
Molecular function (GO): AMP transmembrane transporter activity; FAD transmembrane transporter activity; ADP transmembrane transporter activity
Source: RefSeq, a predicted model, not a curated record